Molecule: messenger RNA, 330 nt
Organism: Lactuca saligna
Lineage: Eukaryota; Viridiplantae; Streptophyta; Magnoliopsida; Asterales; Asteraceae
Source: the annotation of a GenBank genome assembly
AUGCUCAGAAAUUCCAUGAGCAAUGGUGGCCAGCUUCAUUGUGGUGGAAUGGUUUCUAUUAUAGUUGAACAUCUUAGCCUCCACCUACCCAACAAGCCAACCGAUAUUAUUCUGGGCCGCACUAGUCUAUCUAUUGACGUUAUCGAAACCAUGCACCUCUUUCACUGCAAUCCCAACGGGGAUGUUCCCCGUAGACCUCCAACCACCAUUCCUCAAACUCCUGCUCCAACUGUAGGUGCUUCUAGCUCGUUUGUCCCCAUUCCUUUUCCUGAACACAACAUCUACAUGGGCAAGUUUGCACACUUAGACCACCAUUACACGAGCCUAUAG